This is a messenger RNA of Nasonia vitripennis (jewel wasp), 3159 nucleotides long. Its product is annotated as protein transport protein Sec61 subunit alpha. The coding region runs from base 837 to 2267 and encodes 476 amino acids. Gene Ontology annotation, cellular component: membrane; Sec61 translocon complex. The record is from RefSeq and is a predicted model, not a curated record. Lineage: Eukaryota; Metazoa; Arthropoda; Insecta; Hymenoptera; Pteromalidae. The transcript is spliced from 8 exons. Gene Ontology annotation, biological process: SRP-dependent cotranslational protein targeting to membrane, translocation; post-translational protein targeting to membrane, translocation. Gene Ontology annotation, molecular function: signal sequence receptor activity; transmembrane protein transporter activity; ribosome binding.
AUGCUUGUCGAAGCGAUGCUGCACCGACGCUGCAAUCUCUCCAGGAGGACAGUGUACUUAAUUAUAGGAGGAACAUGAGCAAUCCGGCGGGCUCCCUCGUACAUACCUGUCCUAUACUUAUACUUAUAACGGGCAAAUAAUGCCCUGAACCGAAAUAGUUUCGCACGAGUGAAGUCGGCGCCUCGAGGGGGCAGCAGCGGACGCAUACGUAUACAGAAUUCUAGCCUCUCUCUCUCUCUCUCUCUCUCUCUCUCUCUUCUAUCUCUUCUGCCCCCCGAACCGAACUUCGGCCGAAGCGCCUAUGGGCUGUGGUACACGUGUCCAAAAACCGGAUCAGUGACCUACUACUGUUACCGUUCGCUGGCGCGGUAAAAGUUCGUUUCUCCAUCUCCAAAAAGUCCAAACUCCAAAGUCAAGCCCGAAGCCAUAUAGGCGCGCGUAUAGGUCCUGCGCGAGAUAUCAUAAGUACAGGGGAAGGAGAGGAGAGGAGACGCGACUACGCGAGCACGCGCGCGCGAGAGAGAGAGAGAGAGAGAGAGAGAGAGAGAGAGCGGCCACGUCGACAGCCCCCUCGCUCGCAGUGGAGUGGCAGCAGCAGCGGCGCGCACCAACAGCAGCAGUACUCGCACAGCAGUGACGCGCACGCACGAUGCUCACAGGCCUGCCCAGAUAAUCGACGGCCCGGACACUUCGACGCGACUGUUUCACGGGAAAAUGAGCACGCCACGAGACUGAUCUCCGACUCCACGACCGCUGCUCCGACUCUCGACCCCCUGCGUUUGUGAAAACUUCCUGCUCCUCUCUUCCGCGCCAGCCAGCCGCCUCCGCGACUCACCAUGGGCAUCAAGUUUCUCGAGGUGAUCAAGCCCUUCUGCAGCAUCCUGCCGGAGAUUGCGAAGCCCCAGCGCAAGAUCCAAUUCAGGGAGAAGGUGCUAUGGACCGCGAUCACGCUCUUCAUCUUCUUAGUAUGUUGCCAAAUCCCACUCUUUGGAAUCAUGUCGUCGGACAGCGCGGAUCCCUUCUACUGGAUCCGUGUCAUCCUGGCCUCCAACAGGGGCACGCUCAUGGAACUUGGUAUCUCCCCCAUUGUGACAUCUGGCCUCAUUAUGCAACUGCUGGCUGGAGUCAAGAUCAUCGAGGUUGGUGACACGGCAAAGGACAGGGCUCUCUUCAACGGGGCACAAAAGCUCUUUGGAAUGGUCAUCACCGUUGGACAAGCCAUCGUCUACGUCAUGACUGGAAUGUACGGCGAUCCCGCUGAAAUUGGCGCUGGAGUUUGUCUAUUGAUUAUCAUCCAGCUGUUUGUUGCUGGACUUAUCGUCUUACUAUUGGACGAGCUACUCCAGAAGGGAUACGGUUUGGGAAGCGGUAUCUCGCUCUUCAUUGCUACCAACAUCUGCGAAACCAUUGUCUGGAAAGCAUUCUCUCCGGCCACUGUCAAUACUGGACGUGGUACGGAAUUCGAAGGUGCUGUCAUUGCUCUGUUCCAUCUCUUGGCCACCAGACAAGACAAAGUCCGUGCUCUGCGAGAGGCCUUCUACAGGCAGAACCUUCCCAACUUGAUGAAUCUGCUGGCCACCAUUCUGGUCUUUGCCAUAGUCAUAUACUUCCAGGGCUUCCGAGUGGACCUUCCGAUCAAAUCUGCCAGAUACCGUGGACAGCAGAGCAGUUACCCUAUCAAACUGUUCUACACUAGCAACAUUCCGAUUAUUUUGCAAUCCGCAUUGGUCUCGAACUUGUAUGUCAUUUCUCAAAUGCUUGCUGUGAAAUUCCAUGGCAACAUCAUCGUCAACUUGCUGGGCGUUUGGUCUGAUGUCGGAGGUGGCGGUCCCGCUCGCUCUUACCCUGUAGGCGGACUUUGCUACUAUCUCUCCCCUCCAGAAUCUGUUGGACACAUUUUGGAAGACCCCGUGCACGCCUUCCUCUACAUCCUCUUCAUGCUGGGGUCCUGUGCUUUCUUCUCCAAGAGCUGGAUCGAAAUCUCUGGAAGCUCCGCCAAAGAUGUCGCCAAGCAAUUGAAGGAUUCCCAGAUGGUUAUGCAGGGUCAUCGUGAGAAAUCUUUGAUCCACGAACUUAAUCGUUACAUUCCGACUGCUGCUGCAUUCGGUGGUCUUUGCAUCGGUGCUCUUUCGGUAUUAGCUGAUUUCUUGGGUGCUAUCGGCUCGGGAACUGGUAUCCUGCUUGCCGUUACGAUCAUUUAUCAAUACUUUGAGAUUUUCGUCAAAGAACAAAGUGAAAUGGGUGGUAUGAGCACGCUACUCUUCUAGACUCACGAGAUUAACGUGGACUUGAAAAGUGAAUUUUGUAUUGACGAACUGAAGUAUAGUUUAUAUUGUGAAGAAAUACGUUUGGCGUUGUUUACGGAGACUCGUACGCUAAUACGGUGGGUAUAAUAUUAAGCGAGUACGAGUUCUGUACUCGUGUUACGACUGUAAUGCUAAAUUUAAUUUUAGCGAAUUUUAUCAUUGUUACUUCAUGUAAAGUUCAUUUUCGAUGUAAAAUUUUUUUUUGUACAAUGAUGAUCUCGCUUAAAACGCCGACAAUGUUAAGGAAGAGAGCAUUGUUGAAAGUCAAUGAAGAACUAUCUAAUGACAUGUGUACAUAGUUUCUUUAGAAAUAUGAAAAAAUAAUGUAUUUAGUCCUAUUCCAAUCAUGCAAGAAAUUUAAUGAUUACUUUUACAUAUUAAAUAUUCAUUUGGCUUUGUUAAUCAUGCUUAAAAUGCUUAUACUGGUUUAACAAUAAGGAUUUUUAAAUUUUGUAAAGUAACAAAACUUUUUUGAAAGAUCUCCUGAAUGUUUUUUCUCUGAUGUCCUUGCAAAUAUAUCAUUGUUAAAAAAAAACAAAAAAAACAAACAAACAAACAAAAAAAACAAAAACAAAAACAAACUUUUUUGCCCUGGUUUUCAUUUGUUUUCUAGCGUCUUAGUCAGUUUGCCGCGCGCGUACCGUAAUUAUUUUACCACGAAAGUCAGUUUUCGAAAAUACGAGGUCUGGUCUCAAACUAAUUUUAAGUGUUAAAACAAUAAUAUUGAUUAUUAUUGCUUUUGGCAAAAAAUUAUUUUUUCACCAAUUUUUGAAUUCUGUUUACCAGUAGGUUCACUUUUGUAUGUUUCAUAACGUGUACUUAGCUGCUAUUUAAUAAAAAAAGAAAAAUGUGA